AGAGGCUUGAGAACAAGACAAAAGCAAAAGAGUAGGUUUUUUCCUAUUUCACCCUUUCCUCCCUUUGGUUUCACCACCACCACUCGCUCACUCACUCACUUCUCUUCCUUUCUUUCUCUCUCUGUGCGGAGCUGAGAGAAAAUCAAAAGCGAAUCAAACCUCCAUUUUGAUUUCUUCCCCCUUUUUAUGCUGUGAACAAAAUCUAGGGUUUCUGCUGUGGAGUGUGGAGUGUGAAGAAAGUUUCCUCAUCGCCGUUGUCUGUUUCUUGGAGUUACCUCUGGACCCACAAGUAGUAGAAUAAGAUCACCAUGGAUUCGGUAGGAAAUCUUGAUGAACAAAUUGGUCUGCUUAUGCAGUGCAAACCCUUGUCCGAGCAGGCGGUAAGAGGACUGUGUGAGAAAGCGAAGGAGAUUCUAGUGCAAGAGAGUAAUGUGCAGCCUGUGAAAAGCCCUGUGACGAUAUGUGGUGAUAUUCAUGGGCAGUUCCAUGAUCUUGCUGAGCUUUUUCGAAUUGGUGGGAAGUGUCCCGACACUAAUUAUUUAUUCAUGGGAGAUUAUGUGGAUCGUGGAUACUAUUCUGUCGAAACAGUUUCGCUUUUGGUGGCUCUCAAAGUUCGCUAUCCUCAACGAAUUACAAUCCUAAGGGGAAAUCAUGAGAGUCGUCAGAUUACUCAGGUUUAUGGGUUUUAUGAUGAAUGCCUUCGAAAAUAUGGUAAUGCCAAUGUGUGGAAGACUUUCACAGAUCUGUUUGACUACUUUCCUCUGACUGCUUUGGUUGAGUCAGAGAUAUUUUGCCUCCAUGGUGGUUUGUCUCCGACUAUCGAAACUCUUGAUGAUAUACGCAAUUUUGAUCGGGUCCAAGAAGUUCCACAUGAGGGGGCCAUGUGUGAUCUUCUAUGGUCUGAUCCUGAUGAUCGUUGUGGUUGGGGUAUCUCCCCAAGGGGUGCUGGAUAUACAUUUGGCCAGGAUAUUUCUGAGCAAUUUAACCACACCAACAACUUGAAUCUAAUUGCUAGAGCACACCAGCUGGUUAUGGAGGGAUUCAAUUGGGCCCAUGAUCAAAAGGUGGUUACCAUCUUUAGUGCACCUAAUUAUUGUUACCGCUGUGGUAAUAUGGCUUCCAUCUUGGAAGUGGAUGAUGCCAAGGACCGUACAUUCAUUCAGUUUGAACCAGCUCCCAGGAGAGGGGAGCCAGAUGUAACCCGAAGAACACCCGAUUACUUCCUAUGAUGCAAGUGGGCAAAUCUAUUGAUUUCUGUGCAGAAGGUCCUGUUAACUGCUUCAUAUGUUGUGAGCCUCUUACGAGCUUAUAGUUCUUCUGCUACAAUGGUGUGAGCGAAUGGUAUGGAAUGAAGCAUGUAAAUCAGGCAUGUGAUACUUCUUUCUUUCCAUUGUUGAAACCUCAUUAAGAUGCUGUGAAGAGAUGGUGAAACCAGUGACAGUUAGGGUGCAUGCAUCAUUUUUCCGCGAACAUUGUUCAACUCUUUUUUCCCUUUGAUCCUAUAUUCUUUUUUUUCUUUCUGUUAGUAGUAGAAAGGACAAUGAUCUGCUUACUCGAUACAUUUUGUCCCUUUACAAGGACAAUCACUAUCGUCUAAGCUCCGUAGAGGUAAACGAUAAUCAUUUUUACACCUUUCAAUGAGUGUUCGUGUAAUUUUCUAUUAGGUCAAGACUCUAUUUUGAUUUCUUAAAGGGGUUUUAUUCAAGUCUGACGGAUAUUUUUAGCUCAAA
Solanum tuberosum (potato) is the source of this 1730-nucleotide messenger RNA. RefSeq names its product serine/threonine-protein phosphatase PP2A catalytic subunit. Bases 309 to 1229 code for a protein of 306 amino acids. The record is from RefSeq and is a predicted model, not a curated record. The transcript has 11 exons. NCBI's taxonomy places the organism in Eukaryota, Viridiplantae, Streptophyta, Magnoliopsida, Solanales, Solanaceae. Gene Ontology annotation, molecular function: protein serine/threonine phosphatase activity.